AUGGCGGCGGCGGCGGGCGGCGGCGGUUGCCCCGGGCCUGGCUCCGCGCGGGGCCGCUUCCCGGGCCGGCCGCGGGGCUCCGGCGGGGGCGGGGGCCGCGGCGGACGGGGCAACGGGGCCGAAAGAGUGCGGGUAGCUCUGCGGCGCGGCAGCGGCGCGGCGGGGCCGGGCGGAGCCGAGCCCGGGGAGGACACGGCCCUGCUCCGUUUGCUGGGACUCCACCGGGGCCUGCGCCGGCUCCGCCGCCUGUGGGCCGGCCCGCGCAUUCAGCGGGGCCGGGGCCGGGGUCGGGGCCGGGGCUGGGGCCCGAGCCGGGGCUGCCUGCUGGAGGAGGAGAGCAGUGACGGGGAGUCCGACGAUGAGGAGUUUCAGGGUUUUCAUUCAGAUGAAGAUGUGGCCCCCAGUUCCCUGCGCUCUGCGCUCCGAUCCCAGCGAGGUCGAGCCCCCCGAGGUCGGGGCCGCAAGCAUAAGACGACCCCCCUUCCGCCUCCUCGCCUAGCAGAUGUGGCUCCUACACCCCCAAAGACUCCUGCGCGGAAACGGGGUGAGGAGGGCACAGAACGGAUGGUGCAGGCACUGACUGAACUUCUCCGGCGGGCCCAGGCACCCCCAGCCCCCCGGAGCCGGGCAUGUGAGUCCUCCACCCCCCGUCGGUGUCGGGGACGGCCCCCAGGACGGCCAGCAGGCCCCUGCAGGAAGAAGCAACAAGCAGUAGUGGUGGCAGAAGCAGCUGUGACAAUCCCCAAACCUGAGCCCCCACCUCCUGUUGUUCCAGUAAAACACCGAACUGGCAGCUGGAAGUGCAAGGAGGGGCCCGGCCCAGGACCUGGGACCCCCAAGCGUGGAGGACAGUCUGGGCGAGGAGGCCGUGGAGGCAGGGGCCGAGGCCGAGGCCGGCUCCCCCUCGUGAUCAAGUUUGUUUCAAAGGCCAAAAAAAUGAAGAUGGGACAGUUGUCCUUGGGACUUGAAUCAGGUCAGGGUCAAGAUCAGCAUGAGGAAAGCUGGCAGGAUGCCCCCCAGGGAAGAGCUGGAUCUGGGCAAGGAGAGGGCCCCUGCUGGAGGAAAGAGCAGAAGCUGGAGGAGGAGGGAGAGGAGGAGAAAGAAGAGGAAGAUGAGGAAGAGAGAGCUGUAGCUGAGGAAGCAAUGGUGCUAGCCGAGGAGAAGGAAGAGGCAAAGCUGCCGUCACCACCCCUGACUCCUCCAGCCCCUCCACCUCCUCCAUCCCUGCCACCCCCCUCAGCAUCUCCUCCAUCCCCACUUUGCCCUCCCCCACCACCUGUGUCUCCUCCCCCCCCACCAUCUCCCCCACCGCCUCGUGCCCCCGAGGAGCAGGAAGAGUCCCCUCCUCCCGUGGUCCCAGCUACAUGCUCGCGAAAGAGGGGCCGGCCUCCCCUGACUCCCAGCCAGCGGGCAGAGCGAGAAGCUGCUCGGGCAGGGCCAGAGGGCACCUCUCCUCCCACUCCAGUCCCCAGCACUGCCACAGGAGGCCCUCUGGAAGACAGCCCCACUGUGGCCCCCAAAAGUACCACCUUUCUGAAGAACAUCCGACAGUUUAUUAUGCCUGUGGUGAGUGCCCGCUCUUCCCGUGUCAUCAAGACACCCCGGCGAUUUAUGGAUGAAGACCCCCCCAAGCCCCCAAAGGUGGAGGUCUCACCUACUCUACGGCCUCCCAUUGCCACCUCCCCACUGGCCCCCCAGGAACCAGCACCAGCCCCCUCUCCACCCCGUGCCCCAACUCCUCCAUCUACCCCAGUCCCACUCCCUGAGAAGAGACGGUCCAUCCUAAGGGAACCCACAUUUCGCUGGACCUCACUGACCCGGGAACUGCCCCCUCCUCCCCCUGCUCCUCCACCGGCCCCACCCCCACUUCCUGCCCCUGUCACUCCUUCCCGGAGGCCCCUGCUCCUUCGGGCCCCUCAGUUUACCCCAAGUGAAGCCCACCUGAAGAUCUACGAAUCGGUGCUUACUACUCCUCCUCUUGGGGCCCCUGAAGCCCCUGAGCCAGAGCCGCCUCCUGCCGAUGACUCCCCAGCUGAGCCUGAGCCGCGGGCAGUGGGCCGCACGAACCACCUCAGCUUGCCUCGAUUUGCCCCUGUGGUCGCCACUCCUGUUAAGGCUGAGAUGCCCUCCCCUGGGGCUCCAGCUCCAAGCAGUGGGCAGCAGCCUCACGCUCAGCUGCAGCAGCCCCUGCAGGCCUUGCACACCCAGCUGCUGCCCGCAGCACUACCACCACCGCAGUCACUGCUGCAGCCACAGUUACAGCUGCAGCCGCCGCCACAGCAGGCGCCACCACUGGAAAAGGCCCGGAUCGCAGGCCUGGGGUCCUUACCACUGUCUGGUGUGGAGGAGAAAAUGUUCAGCCUCCUCAAGAGAGCCAAGGUGCAGCUAAUCAAGAUUGACCAGCAGCAGCAGCAGAAAGUGGCGUCUUUGAUGCCGCCCAGCCCUGGAGGGCAGAUGGAGGAGGUUGUGGGGACUGUCAAGCAGAUCCCAGAUAGAGGUUCUGUCAAGUCGGAAGAUGAAUCAGUGGAAACUAAGAGGGAGAGACCAUCGGGCCCCGAGUCCCCUGUGCAAGGCCCCCGCAUCAAACAUGUGUGCCGUCACGCUGCUGUGGCCCUGGGUCAGGCCCGGGCCAUGGUGCCUGAAGACGUCCCCCGCCUCAGCGCUCUCCCUCUCCGGGAUCGGCAGGACCUCAACGCGGAGGAUACGUCAUCAGCAUCUGAGACCGAGAGCGUCCCAUCCCGGUCCCAGCCAGGAAAGGUGGAGUCAGCAGGGCCCGGGGGAGACUCAGAGCCUGCAGGGUCUGGAGGGACCCUGGCACACGCACCCCGGCGCUCACUGCCCUCCCAUCACGGCAAGAAGAUGCGGAUGGCACGGUGUGGACACUGUCGGGGCUGCCUGCGUGUGCAGGACUGUGGCUCCUGUGUCAACUGCCUGGACAAGCCCAAGUUUGGGGGCCCCAACACCAAGAAGCAGUGCUGUGUAUACCGGAAGUGUGACAAGAUAGAGGCACGGAAGAUGGAACGGCUGGCCAAAAAAGGCCGGACGAUAGUGAAGACGCUGUUGCCCUGGGAUUCCGAUGAAUCUCCUGAGGCCUCCCCUGGUCCUCCAGGCCCACGCCGGGGGGCGGGAGCUGGGGGGCCCCGGGAGGAGGUGGUGGCCGCCCCGGGGCCCGAGGAGCAGGACUCCUUCCUACUGCAGCGCAAGUCAGCCCGGCGCUGCGUCAAACAGCGACCCUCCUAUGAUAUCUUCGAGGACUCGGAUGACUCAGAGCCCGGGGGUCCCCCUGCUCCUCGGCGUCGGACCCCCCGGGAGAAUGAGCUGCCAGUGCCAGAACCAGAGGAGCAGAGCCGGCCCCGCAAACCCACCCUGCAGCCUGUGUUGCAGCUCAAGGCCCGAAGGCGCCUGGACAAGGAUGCUUUGGGUCCUGGCCCUUUCGCCUCUUUUCCCAAUGGCUGGACUGGAAAACAAAAGUCUCCAGAUGGUGUGCACCGGGUUCGUGUGGAUUUUAAGGAGGAUUGUGACCUGGAGAAUGUGUGGCUGAUGGGUGGCCUAAGCGUACUCACCUCCGUGCCAGGGGGACCACCCAUGGUGUGCUUGCUGUGUGCCAGCAAAGGCCUGCAUGAGCUGGUGUUCUGCCAGGUCUGCUGUGACCCUUUCCACCCAUUCUGCCUGGAGGAGGCCGAGCGGCCCCUGCCCCAACAUCAUGACACUUGGUGCUGCCGCCGCUGCAAGUUUUGCCAUGUCUGUGGGCGCAAAGGCCGGGGAUCCAAGCACCUCCUGGAGUGUGAGCGCUGCCGCCAUGCUUACCACCCAGCCUGUCUGGGGCCCAGCUACCCAACCCGGGCCACACGCAAACGGCGCCACUGGAUCUGCUCAGCCUGCGUGCGCUGUAAGAGCUGUGGGGCAACUCCAGGCAAGAACUGGGACGUCGAGUGGUCGGGAGAUUACAGCCUCUGCCCCAGGUGCACCCAGCUCUUUGAGAAAGGAAACUAUUGCCCGAUCUGCACACGCUGCUAUGAAGACAAUGACUACGAGAGCAAGAUGAUGCAGUGUGCACAGUGUGACCACUGGGUGCACGCCAAGUGUGAGGGGCUCUCAGAUGAAGACUACGAGAUCCUUUCAGGGCUGCCAGACUCGGUGCUGUACACCUGUGGGCCGUGUGCUGGGGCCACGCAUCCCCGCUGGCGAGAGGCCCUGAGUGGGGCCCUGCAGGGGGGCCUGCGCCAGGUGCUUCAAGGCCUGCUGAGCUCCAAGGUGGCAGGCCCACUGCUGCUGUGCACCCAGUGUGGGCAGGAUGGACAGCAGCUGCACCCAGGGCCCUGUGAUCUGCACGCUGUGAGCCGGCGCUUCGAGGAGGGCCACUACAAGUCUGUGCACAGCUUCAUGGAGGAUGUGGUGGGCAUCCUGAUGAGGCACUCUGAGGAAGGAGAGAUGCUGGAGCGCCGGGCUGGAGGCCAGACCAAGGGGCUCCUACUGAAGCUGCUAGAGUCUGCGUUUGGCUGGUUCGACGCCCACGACCCCAAGUACUGGCGACGGAGUACCCGGCUGCCCAACGGAGUCCUUCCCAAUGCUGUGUUGCCCCCAUCCCUGGACCACGUCUACGCUCAGUGGAGGCAGCAGGAACCAGAGACCCCAGAAUCAGGGCAGCCUCCAGGGGAUCCCUCAACAGCUUUCCAGGGCAAGGAUUCAGCUGCUUUCUCACAUCUGGAGGACCCCCGUCAGUGUGCGCUCUGCCUCAAAUAUGGGGAUGCGGACUCUAAGGAGGCAGGACGGCUUCUGUACAUUGGGCAGAAUGAGUGGACACACGUCAACUGUGCCAUUUGGUCAGCCGAAGUGUUUGAAGAAAACGACGGCUCCCUCAAAAACGUGCAUGCUGCUGUGGCUCGAGGGAGGCAGAUGCGCUGUGAGCUCUGCCUGAAGCCUGGUGCUACGGUGGGCUGCUGCCUCUCCUCCUGCCUCAGCAACUUCCACUUCAUGUGCGCCCGGGCCAGCUACUGCAUCUUCCAGGAUGACAAGAAGGUGUUCUGCCAGAAACACACAGACCUGUUGGAUGGCAAGGAGAUCGUGAACCCUGAUGGUUUUGAUGUUCUCCGCCGAGUCUACGUGGACUUUGAGGGCAUCAAUUUCAAGCGAAAGUUCUUGACGGGGCUUGAACCUGAUGCCAUCAAUGUGCUCAUUGGUUCCAUCCGGAUCGACUCCUUGGGCACUCUCUCUGACCUCUCAGACUGUGAGGGACGGCUCUUCCCCAUUGGCUACCAGUGCUCCCGUCUGUACUGGAGCACAGUAGAUGCCCGGCGGCGCUGCUGGUAUCGGUGCCGGAUCCUGGAGUAUCGGCCGUGGGGGCCAAGGGAAGAGCCAGUUCACCUGGAGGCAGCAGAAGAGAACCAGACCAUUGUGCACAGUCCUGCCCCUUCCUCAGAGCCCCCAGAUCAUGUGGACCCCCCGCCAGAUACAGAUGUCCUUAUCCCUAGAGCUCCUGAGCACCACCCACCUGUUCAGAAUCCGGACCCCCCACCUCGGCUGGAUCCAAGCAGCGCCCCUCCUCCAACCCCCCGCUCCUUCUCGGGGGCUCGAAUCAAAGUGCCCAACUACUCACCAUCCCGGAGGCCCUUGGGGGGUGUGUCCUUUGGACCCCUGCCCUCCCCUGGAAGUCCAUCUUCUCUGACCCACCACAUCCCUACAGUGGGAGACCCGGACUUCCCAGCUCCCCCGAGACGCUCCCGUCGCCCCAGCCCUCUGGCUUCCAGGCUGCCACCUUCACGGCGGGCCUCUCCCCCUCUCAGAACCUCUCCUCAGCUCAGGGUGCCCCCUCCUACCUCAGUCGUUAGAGCCCUCACACCUACCUCAGGGGAGCUGGCUCCCCCAAGCCGGGCCCCGUCUCCUCCACCACCCCCUGAAGACCUGGGCCCAGACUUUGAGGACAUGGAGGUGGUAUCAGGACUGAGUGCUGCUGACCUGGACUUUGCGGCCAGCCUGCUGGGGACUGAGCCCUUCCAGGAAGAGAUCGUGGCUGCGGGGGCUGGGGGUAGCAGCCACGGGGGCCUGGGGGACAGCUCAGAGGAGGAGGCCAGCCCCACCCCCCGCUACGUCCACUUCCCUGUGACUGUGGUGUCUGGCCCUGCCCUGGGCCCUGGUGCCCUCCCCGGAGCCCCCCGCAUUGAACAGCUGGACGGAGUGGAUGAUGGCACCGACAGCGAGGCCGAGGCAGUCCAGCAGCCUCGGGGCCAGGGGACUCCUCCUUCAGGGCCAGGAGCAGGCCGGGCGGGGCUUAUCGGGGCUGCAGGGGACAGGGCCCGACCUCCCGAGGACUUGCCGUCAGAAAUCGUGGAUUUUGUGUUGAAGAACCUAGGGGGGCCUGGGGAGGGGGUUGCUGGACCCAGAGAGGAGCCCCACCCCCCAGCACCUCCCCUGGCCAAUGGCAGCCAGCCCCCUCAGGGCCUGCCCCCUAACCCAGCUGACCCCACCCGGACGUUUGCCUGGCUCCCUGGACCCCCAGGGGUCCGGGUAUUGAGCCUCGGCCCUGCCCCUGAGCCCCCGAAACCUGCCGCAUCCAAGAUCAUCCUUGUCAACAAGCUGGGGCAGGUGUUUGUAAAGAUGGCAGGGGAGGGUGAACCUGUCUCACCCCCAGUGAAGCCACCGCCUCUGCCUCCUCCCAUGCCCCCCACGACCCCCACUUCCUGGACUCUGCCCCCAGGACCCCUGCUGGGUGUGUUGCCAGUAGUAGGGGUGGUCCGCCAAGCCCCGCCCCCACCCCCCCCUCCGUUGACGCUGGUGUUGAGCAGUGGGCCCCCCAGCCCGCCCCGCCAGGCCAUCCGUGUCAAAAGGGUGUCCACCUUCUCUGGCCGUUCUCCACCAGCACCUCCACCAAGCAAGACUCCCCGGCUGGAGGAAGAUGGAGAGUCCUUGGAGGACCCCCCCCAGGGUUCAGGGCCUUGUGGCAGUGGGUUCAGCCGAGUGAGGAUGAAAACGCCCACCGUGCGUGGAGUCCUUGACCUGGAUGAUCCUGGGGAGCCCACUGCGGGGGAAAGUCCGAGGCCCCUCCAGGACCGGUCCCCUCUGCUGCCACUUCCUGAAGGUGGUCCUCCCCGGGCCCCUGAGGGUCCCCCUGACCUGCUGCUUGAGUCCCAGUGGCACCACUACUCAGGUGAGGCUUCAAGCUCCGAGGAAGAGCCUCCAUCCCCAGAGGACAAAGAGAACCAGGCCCCUAAACGGGCUGGCCCACACCUGCGUUUCGAGAUCAGCAGUGAGGAUGGGUUCAGCGUAGAGGCAGAAAGCUUGGAAGGGGCAUGGAGAACUCUGAUUGAGAAGGUGCAAGAGGCCCGAGGGCAUGCCCGGCUCAGACAUCUCUCCUUCAGUGGAAUGAGUGGGGCAAGGCUCCUGGGCAUCCACCACGAUGCUGUCAUCUUCCUGGCAGAGCAGCUGCCCGGGGCUCAGCGCUGCCAGCACUACAAGUUCCGCUACCACCAGCAGGGAGAGGGCCAGGAGGAGCCACCCCUGAACCCCCAUGGGGCAGCCCGCGCAGAGGUGUAUCUCCGCAAGUGCACCUUUGACAUGUUCAACUUCCUGGCCUCCCAGCACCGGGUGCUUCCUGAGGGAGCCACCUGUGACGAGGAAGAGGAUGAGGUGCAGCUCAGGUCAACCAGACGUGCCACCAGUCUGGAGCUGCCCAUGGCCAUGCGCUUUCGCCACCUCAAGAAGACAUCCAAAGAGGCUGUGGGUGUCUACAGAUCUGCCAUCCACGGGCGGGGCCUGUUCUGUAAGCGCAACAUCGAUGCUGGUGAGAUGGUCAUUGAGUACUCUGGUAUUGUCAUUCGCUCUGUGCUGACUGACAAGCGGGAGAAGUUCUAUGAUGGGAAGGGCAUUGGGUGCUACAUGUUCCGCAUGGAUGACUUUGACGUGGUGGACGCCACCAUGCAUGGCAAUGCCGCCCGCUUCAUCAACCACUCGUGUGAGCCCAAUUGCUUCUCUCGAGUCAUCCAUGUGGAGGGCCAGAAGCACAUCGUCAUCUUCGCCCUGCGCCGCAUCCUGCGUGGUGAGGAGCUCACCUAUGACUACAAGUUCCCCAUUGAGGAUGCCAGCAACAAGCUGCCCUGCAACUGUGGCGCCAAGCGCUGCCGUCGCUUCCUUAACUGA
Molecule: messenger RNA, 8133 nt
Organism: Rangifer tarandus platyrhynchus (Svalbard reindeer)
Lineage: Eukaryota; Metazoa; Chordata; Mammalia; Artiodactyla; Cervidae
Source: the annotation of a GenBank genome assembly